This is a messenger RNA of Eucalyptus grandis, 1649 nucleotides long. RefSeq names its product poly(rC)-binding protein 4. NCBI's taxonomy places the organism in Eukaryota, Viridiplantae, Streptophyta, Magnoliopsida, Myrtales, Myrtaceae. Gene Ontology annotation, molecular function: mRNA binding. Bases 185 to 1327 code for a protein of 380 amino acids. Gene Ontology annotation, cellular component: cytoplasm; nucleus. Gene Ontology annotation, biological process: regulation of gene expression. The transcript is spliced from 8 exons. The record is from RefSeq and is a predicted model, not a curated record.
CUGUUGCAGUUCAGCUGAAGAAUAUACGCAUGUCUGAGAUGAAACGAGGGAGGAAGAAAGAAGAGGAGCGACAGGAAGGAAGAGAGGAGGAGCGAAUCGAUCGCCGGCCAUAGCUCGAUUCCAAGCAAAACCCUAAAACCCUGCACCGGCGGAGCCGACGAACCCCCGCCGCCGCGCGAUUGCGAUGGCUCAGCCGCCGCCCGGCCAUUACCCGAUCUACCCGCCGGUCCCGCCGCCGCUGAACCCCGUGCCCGUCCCCGUGUACGGCCAUCACAUGCCCUGGCCCAUGCCCAUGCCCGUGCCCGUGCCGCCGCCGCCGCCGCCGCCGGUCCCCGCCCCGGUGCCGAUGUACGCCGGCGCGCCGGCCAACGCGGCCGGCUCGAAGCGCCGCCGCGACGAGGGCGGGGCGGGGGCCGGGGCGGACGCGGCGGAGGACGAGUCGUCGGCGGCGAAGCGCCAGGCCGUGGCGCAGGACGUCAUAUUCAGGAUCGUGGUCCCGUCCCGGCAGAUCGGGAAGGUGAUCGGCAAGGAAGGGUGCCGCAUCCAGAAGAUCCGGGAGGAGACCAAGGCCACGGUCAAGAUCGCCGACGCCAUCGUUAGACAUGAAGAGCGUGUAAUUAUUAUAAGUUCUAAGGACAAUGACAACAAUGUUACUGAUGCAGAAAAUGCCCUACAGGAAAUAGCUACCUUGAUCCUUAAGGAAGACGAUGGUAAUUCUGAGGCAUCAAAAGUUGGUGCGGUGCAUGUGGCUGCCAAUACAUUACGGCUUUUGAUUGCUGGAACUCAAGCAGGAAGUCUGAUUGGGAUGUCUGGACAGAAUAUUGAGAAACUAAGGAGUUCUUCUGGUGCUACAAUAACAAUUUUAGCUCCAAAUCAGUUGCCAUUAUGUGCAUCUGCUCUUGAAUCUGAUAGAGUAGUACAGAUCUCAGGUGACAUCCCUGCAGUGCUUAAGGCUCUGGAGGAGAUAGGACGUCAGCUGAGGGAGAAUCCACCGCGACAAGUGAUCUCCAUCAGCCCGGCAUACAAUUAUAAUUUGAUUCGUCCAGCUCAACCAUAUGUUGAUCCUAAUUCAGCUGAUUAUGUGACGUUCGAGAUGCUGAUAUCGGAAACACUAGUUGGAGGUUUGAUAGGUAGGAGUGGCUCCAACAUAUCAAGGAUAAGAAAUGAGUCUGGAGCAACGAUCAAGGUUUAUGGUGGAAAAGGCGAGCAGAAGCAUAGGCAGAUCCAGUUUGGUGGUACUGCUCAACAGGUGGCACUGGCCAAACAGAGAGUUGAUGAGUACAUCUACUCUCAAUUAACGCAAGUGGAUGCUCAACAGCUUAUUUAAAAUAUCCUGUUCCAUAGGACCUUUACUUCACCUGUAGAUUGUAGUGAUUGGUAGUUGGAUGGGAUUGCCUUACAUCCACUAGCUUGUUCCUUUUUAGUGUGGUCACAUAAUUUUGGCAGGCAGGGCUUGAUGUUCUGGUAGUAUUUUGCAUGUUUGUUUAUGACCAUAAGUUAGAGGUGUUCUGAAAGAUGUUAGAGCUUUUCCCUUUUCUUUUGUAACAUGAUGUUUCAGCAUGACUCUGCAUCUCUUUGGAAACAAGUUUUCUGUAUCAUGCCUCCAUUGUACAGAUUUUAAAUCUCCAUGAGGUUCUUUGGUCUCUCUC